Molecule: messenger RNA, 804 nt
Organism: Venturia canescens
Lineage: Eukaryota; Metazoa; Arthropoda; Insecta; Hymenoptera; Ichneumonidae
Exons: 5
Coding region: 25-612 (195 amino acids)
Biological process (GO): sensory perception of taste
Cellular component (GO): membrane
Source: RefSeq, a predicted model, not a curated record
GAGAUUUCGGAAUGUGGUGCUACAAUGGCGAGCAUCAGAGGAUCAAUCGGAUCCGAACGAUCGGCUGAUCGUAGCACCGAAUCCAGCUUCACAUCAGACCAUAUAGCCGUACUCGGCCACAUUCAUACAGAGCUGGUUGAGCUCACGAGGGACAUAAUUGAUCUGUUGUCACCUUCUUUAUACGCGAUGGUCGGCGUUCACUUGUUUCAAAUGUCGGCAAUCUUUUACGCCGGGUGUGCCAUCGCCAGGGAACGGAAAUACACGCGAUUAGACUUGCUUGGAUAUAACAUCGCACUGCAUUUCACGUUUGCUACACAUUUGUUAGGGGUGAUUGGGGAAGUUUCCGCUGCAGAGGGCGUUGCCAAAGAGGCCAACGAUACGGGAAACAUUCUCCAUGAAGUGCUGACAUCGCGGCCGACGAGGCAAAACAUCGAAUCGGCUACGGUAUGGUCGCUCCGGAUGCUUCAGGACCCACUGCGAAUAGAGCUUUUUGGUGUACUCUCCAUGAAAACCUCUUUAGUGUAUUCGAUUCUCGGUAGCGUCGUUGCUUAUGGAACGAUAAUGCUACAAUUAGAUGACAUGCAACGUCCAAAAAGCGUCUUUGAUACUUAAGCACAAGAGACGAAAAAUGAAUGAGCUUCAAAGACGAUCAAAAUCAAAACUUAUUGUAAACUGACGUAAUGUACUGUAUUGAAAAAGCACGAGUGCAGCUAUCAAAGUGAAAUUUUUUUAUCGCUUCCAUAAUAAGUUCUGUGCACAAGAUCAAUUGAUAUAAAAUAUACCUGUAAUUUCAUUAUACUGAUA